This is a messenger RNA of Chlorocebus sabaeus (green monkey), 1230 nucleotides long. RefSeq names its product taste 2 receptor member 41 (gene TAS2R41). Gene Ontology annotation, biological process: G protein-coupled receptor signaling pathway; sensory perception of taste. Lineage: Eukaryota; Metazoa; Chordata; Mammalia; Primates; Cercopithecidae. The record is from RefSeq and is a predicted model, not a curated record. Gene Ontology annotation, cellular component: membrane. Gene Ontology annotation, molecular function: G protein-coupled receptor activity; bitter taste receptor activity.
AUGCAAGCAGCACUGAGGGCCUUCUUCAUGUUGCUCUUUAGCCUGCUGAAUCUUCUGGGGAUUGCAGCGAAUGGCUUCAUUGUGCUGGUGCUGGGCAGGGAGUGGCUGCGAUAUGGCAGGCUGCUACCCUUGGACAUGAUCCUCAUUAGCUUGGGUGCCUUCCGCUUCUACCUGCAGUUGGUUGGGAUGGGGCACAACUUCUAUCACUCUGCCCAUGCGGUCGAGCACUCUGGGGUUCUCACUCAACAGUUCUUCCAUCUACACUGGCACUUCCUGAACUCAGUCACCUUCUGGUUUUGCAGCUGGCUCAGCGUCCUGUUCUGUGUGAAGAUCGCUAACAUUACCCACCCCACCUUCCUGUGGCUGAAGUGGAGGUUCCCAGGGUGGGUGCCCUGGCUCCUGCUGGGCUCUGUCCUGAUCUCCUUCAUCAUAACCCUGCUGUUGUUUUGGGUGAACUACUCUGCAUAUCAAGAAUUUUUAAUUAGAACAUUUUCUGGGAACAUGACCUACGAGUGGAAUGCAACGACAGAAAUUUACUAUUUCCCGUUCGCGCAACUGGUCAUCUGGUCAAUUCCUUGUUCUGUUUUUCUGGUCUCAAUUAUGCUGCUCAUUAAUUCUCUGAGGAGGCAUACUUGGAGAAUGCAGCACAACGGCCACAGCCUGCAGGACCCCAGCACCCAGGCUCACACCAGAGCUCUGAAGUUCCUCAUCUCCUUCCUCAUUCUUUAUGUUCUGUCCUUUCUGUCCCUGAUCAUUGAUGCCACAAAAUUUAUCUCCAUGCAGAACAACUUUUACUGGCCAUGGCAAAUUGCAGUCUACCUGAGCGUGUCUGUCCAUCCCUUCAUUCUCAUCUUCAACAACCUCAAGCUUCAAAGUGUGUUCUGGCAACUCCUGCUGUUGGCAAGGGGCUUCUGGGUGGCCUAGAUGGCAUGGUCUACUUAUCUAGACCCCCGGAAGAGAAAGGUGAGGAUGGCAGAGCUGUGGCCCACUGACAUGGAGGUGUUUUCAUAGGUAGAUGAAUUCUGGGUCAUGCUAUGGGGUUCCUCCUCUGGGAAGCGGAGGAGACAAGGAAAUCUGGGAACUCUCAGCGUGCUUCCCUUCUGUGGAAUAUUAUUAAGAUGCAAUCCCAUGGAUUCCAGAGAGCCAGUCUUGCUCAGAAGUUCAGAAUAUGUUAAUACCAUGCCAUGCUAUCUUUAUGUUUGUACCUCUUUGUUAUGUGGAAGGCUUCAG